CAGUGUAAUCCCAGCUAAUCUGGGAUUCCGUUUCACGCUGCACUGUGGACACAACCUCAGACUGGAGAGGACUGGGAAUAUGGAGAAACAAAGUGCCCGUCUAAGUAUGCGGUUUCUCUGAUGAAGGAUGUAUCUGCUGGUCCUCGUUCACAUCCUGCAGUCCACUCUGUUGGCGGUCCAAUCCUGUCCAUCUUUAUGCGCCUGCACAUACGGGUACAGUGGAAUAGCAGAGAUCAGGUUGGUGCAGUGCAGCGACCCUGGCAUCUCGGCUGUUCCCAUCAACGUCCCAGCUGACACAGUCAAACUGCGUCUAGAGAAGACCUUGAUCUCCAGGGUGCCCCGGGCAGCCUUCUACAACCUGUCCGAGCUGCGUUUUUUGUGGCUGACCUACAACUCCGUCACGUCCAUCCACCCCAGCAGCUUUGUCAACCUGAAGGCCCUGCGAGAGUUGCGUCUGGAUGGCAACCUCCUGACCUCCUUCCCCUGGGAGGGGCUCAGGGACAUGCCCCGCCUCCAGACUCUGGGUCUCCAUAACAACCGCCUGUCCAGCCUUCCUGCCCACGCUGCUCUCUUUCUUCCCAACAUCACCUACCUCGACCUGUCCAGCAACAGGCUCACUAUAUUACCUGCUGAGCUGUUGGACCUUUGGUUUCCUCUCCCAGGACAACAGGAAAGACCAGAACAAAGAAGAGUUUUGGGUCUCCAUGACAACCCCUGGCUGUGUGACUGCCAGAUCUCCAUGGUGAUGUCCCUGUCCACGUCCCUGGCGAGUCCUGUGGUUCUCAUGGACCAGCUGCUGGUAUGCCGCAGGUCUCUGGGUCAGUCAGGGUUGCCGAUGACCCAGGCUGAGCUGUCCCGCUGUAUGAGGCCUUCGGUCCAGCCCGCAGCCACCAGAGUCAUCUCUCCACUGGGCAGCAACGUAAUCCUCCGCUGCGACGCCACCGGCUACCCAACACCAACCCUGACCUGGAUCAAAACGUCAGCCAACACUGAUUGUUGCCAACAAGACAUCCUUGAGAACUCUUACCAGCUACCCAGGAAUUUGGAAAGUUUUAUGCAGGAAUCUCCUCGAGUUGGAGUUCGCUGGUCGAUAAUCAGCCUGAAUGGGUUAUCAUACAAGGACGCUGGUGAAUAUCGCUGCCAGGCACGGAACAUGGCAGGAACAUCUGAAGCCCCAAUUAAACUGAAGGUGGUGGGAAUCUCAAGACUAUCCCCUCUGCCAAAAAAGAAGUCCAAAAAGCCUCGACCCAAAUCAUCAACGAAACACAUGAAGCCAAACAAGACUCCAGCUCCCACUAACACCCCCCCAGUAAAGGAUAAUCAGAUACACCAAAACAUUCCACCACCUUCCAUUAACAAGACCCAGACGGCUCCUAAUCUUUCGCCCAAAGUGUUCCCCAAAGACAAGUACAUUAAAAGGCGCAAAAUGAACUUAACAAAUGCAAAGGCCCCAACAUCCAUCAGGUCUACACCUGAGCCCCCAGGAAACUCUACAACUGCUCCAUUGUCAGAAAAACUUGUAUAAGAUACGCUCAAGUUGGUCUGCAUCAGUAACUUGGUUGAUUUUAAAAAGGUUAUUGGAAAGCAAAUCAAUCAUAACUGUUUGGGAACCUCUAGUUUUAGUGUUCCAGGCUUUUUUGGGGUCAUUCUGCACUGCAAAAUAAAAUUGUUGAUAAGCUGUCCUGUAAAUUGAACUUGUUUGUAUGAAUAAAAUGUUUGACACAGGA
Messenger RNA from Perca fluviatilis (European perch), 1727 nucleotides. It is a transcript of the gene lrit3b, whose product is annotated as leucine-rich repeat, immunoglobulin-like and transmembrane domains 3b. The coding region runs from base 128 to 1525 and encodes 465 amino acids. The transcript is spliced from 6 exons. NCBI's taxonomy places the organism in Eukaryota, Metazoa, Chordata, Actinopteri, Perciformes, Percidae. The record is from RefSeq and is a predicted model, not a curated record. Gene Ontology annotation, molecular function: protein binding.